Messenger RNA from Sorghum bicolor (sorghum), 2554 nucleotides. RefSeq lists its product as uncharacterized. Lineage: Eukaryota; Viridiplantae; Streptophyta; Magnoliopsida; Poales; Poaceae. The record is from RefSeq and is a predicted model, not a curated record. The coding region runs from base 613 to 2073 and encodes 486 amino acids. The transcript is spliced from 2 exons.
AGGGAGGAGGAACAGGCUGCACGCACGCCAAGUCGUCCCUUCACCAACGCAUCGCAUCGCAUCGCAAUUUGCAUCAAAAAAAAAAAAAGAAAAGAAAAUCGUCGUCGUGCCAUCCAUGAACAUGAACCAUCGAUCGUCCAAAGCGAAGGACGAUUGCAACCAAGUCCGUCUCCACCAAACCAAACCAAACCAAACCAAGCGCGGCAACUUGCUUGGCAACCGCCUGCCUGACCCUGACGUGCCUGCCUGCGUGCGCGCCCGCGGCCGCAACGCCACCUGCCGGCCACCACCACUGCACCGCCGUACCCCUCCCGUCGGCCGUGUGUGUGCUGUCGCCUCGCCGCGCGCGCCGCUUCCCUUCCUUCCAUCUCCAUCUCCUUGAUAACCCCGUCGAUCGCGCAUCGUCCCUCCCCGCGCCGUCCUGCGGCGGCGCUUCCGCUUCCUUCCUUCCGCUUCCGUAUAUAUAUAUAUAUAUAUACAUAUAUGUAUAUAUGGCCAAGUAGCGAGCGAGCAACGUAGCCUCCUCCUCCUCCUCCUCCUCCUCCUCUUCUCCUGCCAAGCGUAUACUAGGCAGCAGCCCGGCCGGUACAGGCAGGCGUGACGACGACGAAGAUGAAGCCCGACGACGGCGGCGGCGGCAUGGUCACGACGACGACGGCGAUGAUCCCGCCGGACGACCUCCGGUCGCGGCGGCGCCUGGCAGCCGUGCUGGCGCCGCUACUGCUCUUCCUCGCCGCCGCGCUGUCCUUCCCCUCCACGCUCCGCCUCGCCGCCAUCCCGCUACCAACACUACCGCGGGAGCGGCCGCUGAUGACGACGACGACGACGCCCCACCAGCCCGGCCGUCGGACCACCACCACCCCGACCUCAACAACCGCGCCGCCGCCACCGCCACGGCGGGUCGCCGUCUGCCUCGUGGGCGGCGCGCGGCGGUUCGAGCUCACGGGACCCUCCAUCGCGCGCCACGUCCUGACCAGCGGCGCGUUCUUCGCGGUCGUCCCCGCAAAGGCUGCCGCCGUCGACGUGUUCCUCCACGCCCCGCUGGACGCCGACGCCUACAAGCUGUCCCUCCUGGCGCGCGCCGUCGCGGGCGGCAGCACCAGCACCAGCAACAACGUCAGCCUCGCCGCCGUGCGCGUGUUCCGGCCGGAGCACCUCGACGAGACGACGCCGCCGGCGCGCGCGCACGUGCUCACCGCGCACAACUCGCCCAACGGCAUCCAGGGCCUGCUGCAGUACUUCCGGCUGGUGGAGGGAUGCCUGGACCUCAUCCGCGACCGCGAGUCCCGAGGCAACUUCACCUACGCCGCCGUGCUCCGCACCCGCCUCGACGGCUUCUGGACAGCGCCGCUCCGUCUCGACGCCGACGACAACCUCCUCCUCCACUCCGCCACCGACUACUACGUCGUCCCGGAGGGCUCCCGCUACGGCGGCCUGAACGACCGGCUAGGCUACGGCGGCCGUCACGCCACGGCGUCCGCGCUGUCCCGGUUGUCCAUGCUCCCGCAGCUCGCCGCCGCGGGCUACGCGGGGCUCAACUCGGAGGCGGCGUUCGCGGCGCAGCUGGCGGUGUCGGGCGUGUCCGCGCGCGAGCGCCGCCUGCCGUUCUGCGUCCUCAGCGACCGCCAGUACACGUUCCCGCCGGUCACCGGGUACGGCGUCCCCGUCGCGUCCGUGGCCAGCGCCGGCCCGCUCAGCGGCGCCAAGUGUCGGCCAUGCCGCCCCGCAUGCGUCGGCGAGUGCGCCGAGCGGAACGUCGCCCGCCUGCAGAGCGGGUGGAGCUGGACUGAGUACCGCAACGGAACCGUCGAGCUCUGCGACGCGUCGGAGCCGUGGGAGGAUGGGUGGGAGGCGAUGUUCGACGCCGUCGCCGGAGAUGACGCCGCCCGGAUUAGGCGGAGCGUGGCGAGGAUGGGCGCCAAGGAGUGCGUGGAUCAGAUGGAGAAGUUCAAGGCCCUCGCGGAGAGGUGGGACGCGCCUAGCCCCGCUGAGAUCUGCCGGAUCGGGUUCCGAGCCCGGGCAGCGGCGGCGGCGGCGGCGACGGCGAAUACCUCCGCCGGCGGCGAGCACUGACAGUGACUACUUGCACGUACUACCAUGACCAACCUUGAGUCCAUGGGACCGUGAUAGUCGUUGGUUUUCUUACCAAUUUGCCCUCCCUCUUCUUAGAAAAUACACACAGCUUUAUACAAGAUUAUUAAUUAGGAAUACGAAGGAAGUCACCGAAAAAAAAAAUAGGAACACGAAGGGGAAGGUCAAUAUAAGAAAAGGGAACAAUUGAUUGGGAUGAUAGUGGUACAUAUAUACUACAAUACAUAGAGAUAUACUCCUAUCUUAAUUCUUGUGUAGAAAUUUUUUUACAGCAGCUAGCUGAUAGCUCAAUCUAUAGUUUUUUUUAUAUAUAUAAUAAAGGCAUGUUCAGAGACUAGCUAGAUAUACAGAGAAUGCAAUGGAAUAUAUAUAUCAUUCAUUUUUCUGGGUUGUGUAGCACAGUGAUCAUACAUGCAGCCUGUUCACUUGGGCUUAUCAGAUUCAGUCAUUCACAACAGCCAAA